AUUUAUUUAUUUCUUCUGUAGGUUUGGGCUCUGAUCCUGACAUCUCUGUGGAGGGACAUCAGGACGGAGGGAUCAGAGUGGUGUGUCGAUCAUCCGGAUGGUACCCAAAGCCUGAGGCUCAGUGGAGAGAUCUCCAGGGGCAGCUCUUACCAUCAGCCUCUGAAAACAUAUUCCAAGAGGCUGGUGGCCUGUUUCAGACAGAGAUUGCCAUGGUUCUAAGAGAAGAGUCCAGCCAGAAAGUGUCCUGCUGUAUCAGGAACCCCCAACUCAACCAGGAGAGAGAGUCAGUGAUUUCCAUAGCAGAGCUGUUUUUCCCAAGAGUCAAUCCCUGGAGGGUGGCUCUGGGUCUGAUCCUGCCUCUCCUGGCUGUUCUCAUUGUCCUGGCCGGUUACUGCUUCUGGAGGCAACACAGAGCGAAACAUAAACUCCAGGCUGAGCUCAACAAACUCCAGGCUGAGCUCAGGUGGAGAAACUCCCAGAUCUACGCAGUGGACAUGACUCUGGAUCCCGACACGGCUCAUCCUAACCUCAUUCUCUCUGAGGAUCAGAAAACUGUGACAUACGAUGAAAGACGACAGGAUCUGCCUGACAACCCUGAGAGAUUUAAUACUUUUCCCACUGUCCUGGGCACAAACAGAUUCACGGGCGGGAGGUUUUACUGGGAGGUGGAGGUGGGGGACAAAACGAGUUGGACUGUGGGGGUUUGUAGGGAAUCUGUGAUCAGGACAGGGAAGGUCAGACUCACUCCUGGGAAUGGAUACUGGACAGUGUGGCUGAGGGAUGGGAAAUACAAGGCCUGCACCUCCUCCCCAAGGACCCCCAUCUCUGUGAGCGUCAGGCCCAGCCGGGUGGGGGUUUUCCUGGACUAUGAGGGGGGCGAGGUCUCAUUUUACAAUCCUCAGCUCGCUCGCUCGCUCCACUGCCGGAGCCGGCACAAGGCUCUGCUGUGA
Messenger RNA from Mauremys mutica (yellowpond turtle), 950 nucleotides. RefSeq names its product butyrophilin subfamily 1 member A1-like. The transcript has 7 exons. The coding region runs from base 210 to 950 and encodes 246 amino acids. Gene Ontology annotation, molecular function: protein binding. Lineage: Eukaryota; Metazoa; Chordata; Testudines; Geoemydidae. The record is from RefSeq and is a predicted model, not a curated record.